This is a messenger RNA of Colletotrichum higginsianum IMI 349063, 2151 nucleotides long. RefSeq names its product Transcription initiation factor IIF subunit alpha. Gene Ontology annotation, molecular function: TFIIF-class transcription factor complex binding; DNA binding; RNA polymerase II general transcription initiation factor activity. Gene Ontology annotation, biological process: transcription initiation at RNA polymerase II promoter; positive regulation of transcription elongation by RNA polymerase II. Lineage: Eukaryota; Fungi; Ascomycota; Sordariomycetes; Glomerellales; Glomerellaceae. The record is from RefSeq and is a predicted model, not a curated record. The coding region runs from base 1 to 2151 and encodes 716 amino acids. The transcript has 3 exons. Gene Ontology annotation, cellular component: transcription factor TFIIF complex; nucleus.
AUGAGCGCGCCUCCGACGUCCGGCCUACCCAACGGCCAGAACCCGAAUGGUCAGCAGUCCGCGCAGGCUGGUCAGCCUGGCCAGCCUCGACCCCCUCCGAUCAAACGACGACCCCGCGGCGAUCCUCUCGUUGCCCGUAAACGACCAGGAGCUCCGCGACCGGCCGCUUCGCGACCCCCGCCGGGAGGGUUGCAGACCGCAUCAGGUGCUCGGCCGUCGCCUGGCGCAUCAGGUCAUCAUGGUCUACAGCGGCCCGAAACCGAAGAAGAUGUCAAGGCCAGGAGAGCCGCAAAUGGCGGUUGGCUGGAUCCUGCCCCUCAGAAUAUGAGAGAGUUCAAAAUCGUGACGACAAAGAAGGCGUUGAGAGACGGCGUUCGCCACCACGUCAUGAAACUUUCCUCUGCUAAAGCAGAUCUCGAAAAGAGGGGUAUCGACCCUACAAACCAAGAGGAAUUCACUCGACCCGUCACUCUUCAACGACGCGAUCCACGACAACCCCCUCCGGGCCGCGAAGUGAAGCAGGAACAAGCCGAGCCGCAGCCGGUUGACGAGAAGGAGGCGGAACGACUGGCACAGCUAAAGGCCGAGCGUGAGGCCGUUCGUGCUGUGGAGCUUGCGAAGAGCGCCCCGAGCCUCAAAGACCCCAAUGCCGACAAAAAGGCAAAGCCUAAGGAAAAGGAGAAAGAUGUCCAGUUCCACCGACAACCCAGGUCCGAAAAAGAGAAGAAGCAACAGGAGCUGCGAUAUGAGGAGGCGCUUCCUUGGCACCUGGAGGAUGCUGAUGGUAAGAACGUCUGGGUCGGGUCCUACGUUGCUCCCUUGUCGGAGACCACAAUCUGUUUCGUUGCUACUAGAGAUGGCAAGUUUGCCGCCGUUCCCCUGGAGAAAUGGUACAAGUUCACCGCCAAGCCCCAUUUCAACACCAUGAGGCUCGAAGAAGCCGAGGCUCUGAUGAGCAAGAAGACGGAUGUCGGCCGGUGGUACAUGCGAGACAAGCAAAAGAAGAGCGAGCAGGAAGAAUGGGAGGCCACCAGGCAUGCGCUCUAUGGCCCCGCAAGAAUCAAGACGGAGAGCAGUACCUUCAGGGCCGCUUCUCGGGAAGAGAAGUUGGACCAUGACCAGAUCGACAUGGAGGGCGACGAGUUCCAAGAUGAUGAUGAAAAUCCCGGCUUGGAGCAGGACAACGAUGAGGAAUACAAGGAAGCAAACGACCGCAUUCGUCGCGAUCAGCUUGGCGCCAACCUAUUCGGCGAGGCCGAUGAACGUAGAGUCGAGAAAGAACUGAACGAGUUGAAGAAGGCGGAAGAGGAGCGCCGCAAGGAGGGCAAAAAGACCCAAAAGGCUCUCAUCAAGAGAGAAAAGGAGACCAUCUACCAGUCCGAUUCGAGCGGCUACGAUCCUUUCGAGUCCUCAUCUAGCGAAGAUGAUUCCGACGAAGAGAAACAGAAGGAAGAGAACAAAGACAAGGAGAAGGACGAGGAGAAUAAGGACAAAGACAAGGAUGCCGACCCCAAGGACAAAACAGCAUCCGGCGUCUCUUCCAAGGGCAACACGACUCCGUCUGGCCGACAGAAGCACACAGAUGCCCUGAAGAAGGGCAAGUCUUUGAAGCGUCCUGGAUCCCCCAACCUAUCCGAAUCGAGUGGCAACGAGUCGUCGCGAAAGAAACUGAAGAAGCAUGCCGCGACUUCAGUCCACCAGAGCCGCUCGUCGACGCCUUCGGCUGGCCUGAAGAGCAACUUGGGCAAGGGGGCCAUGAGCGAUGGAGAAGCCACAGGAGGAGAGAUGUCAGACGGCCAGCUCAGAAAGAAAAAGAUCAAGCUCGUUGGCACUGGAUCAAGAGGCACGCCUGUGGGUUCUAGAGCUGGCAGUCCGAUGCCCGCCACCUCUGGUUCUAAACCCGGCUCGCCUCUUCCAGAAGGUUCUCCGGCUCCGCGUGCCGGAUCGCCCAACGGUCCUAUCGAGGCUUGGGAGAUUGUGGACGCUCUGCCUGAGCUGCCUGGUGGCAUUAGCAUCGGCAAUCUCAUGAGGAGGUUUCAAGGCCGUAUUGGUGACGGCCCUGGUCAAAUGGAUCGCAAGGAGUGGAUCAAGCUCGUCAAAGAAAACUGUGCUUAUGGUCCAGACAAGAUUCUGAGACGCAAGCCAACCUAA